Dioszegia hungarica is the source of this 648-nucleotide messenger RNA. Its product is annotated as histone binding protein. The transcript has 4 exons. Gene Ontology annotation, biological process: DNA replication-dependent chromatin assembly. Lineage: Eukaryota; Fungi; Basidiomycota; Tremellomycetes; Tremellales; Bulleribasidiaceae. Gene Ontology annotation, molecular function: histone binding. The record is from RefSeq and is a predicted model, not a curated record. Bases 1 to 648 code for a protein of 215 amino acids. Gene Ontology annotation, cellular component: nucleus.
AUGUUCGACGAUGAAUACCACUUCCGCAUCAAGUUUGAGGCUAUCGCGCCACUAGUUGAGGACCUGGAAUGGAAGCUCAUCUACGUCGGAUCAGCCAAAAGCGAAGAAUACGACCAAGAGCUUGAUAGCUGUAUGGUCGGCCCCGUUCCAGCCGGAAUCAACGCCUUUGACUUUCAGGCUCCCGCACCCGCCCACCACCUCCUCCCUUCGCAAGAGCACGACGAGAUCCUCGGGGUAACGGUCAUCAUCAUCACGGCGUCGUAUCGGGACAAGGAGUUUGUCAGAGUGGGAUACUAUGUGAAUACGUAUUAUGAGGAGGAGGCGUACAAGGAGAAUCCGCCGGCGAGUGUGGAUUGGGCAAAGCUGCACCGGAAUGUGUUGAUUGAGAAGCCAAAAGUUACUAGAUUUCAAAAUCCCUGGGACUCGGCCCUUGCGUCGUUCGGCGGCGCGCAAGAGCAACAACAACAACUACAGCUUCAGCAACAACAGCAGCAGCAGCAGCAGCAGGAAAUGUCAUUUGGCGGAUCGAGUUCGGGCAUGUCGAGCGAGAUGCUGUUCUCGGCACCGUUACCUGCACCGGUGGUGAAGGCGGAGUCGGCGUUUGGGGGCGGAGGGCAAGGGGGAGGAAUGGAGGUGGAUGCUGCAUAG